Messenger RNA from Exserohilum turcica Et28A, 523 nucleotides. RefSeq lists its product as uncharacterized. Gene Ontology annotation, molecular function: structural constituent of ribosome. Gene Ontology annotation, cellular component: ribosome; mitochondrion. Bases 33 to 209 code for a protein of 58 amino acids. The transcript is spliced from 3 exons. Lineage: Eukaryota; Fungi; Ascomycota; Dothideomycetes; Pleosporales; Pleosporaceae. The record is from RefSeq and is a predicted model, not a curated record. Gene Ontology annotation, biological process: translation.
GACGUCGCCACGACAUAGAUUUGCGCGUCGCAAUGGCGAAGAAAGCAAAGUCCCGUACCAUCAUGGUGCGCCUCAUUUCGAUGGCCAUGACAGGUUACUACCGAACAAUGCAAAGACCGCGCACCCAUCAACCUCUCAGUAUGCUUAAAUACGAUCCUAUCGUGCGGAAACAGGUACUUUUCCUGGAAGCAAAACGCGGCAAGAAAUAACACCUCCAACGGGUCACGAUAUGAGCGCACGCGAUAAAACAGUCAUAUUUCUUGAGGCGAGCAAGUGGACUGAAUUUUCGUUGAGGGCCACGAUAGGCGGCCAGAGUGGAUUACCAGCCGCACAAGACGCGGGACUCGGCAGCCACAAGACCCAUCUAGCUCUCCCAAAUCCCGUGUUACACGGCACAAAUAUUUGUACACAUACGCAGCAGUUUUCCGCAUGGGCCGGCGUUAGCUUCAGUGUACAACAUACGUCAGACGACACGUCCAAAACAAGACGCGCCUCUUUUCAUGAUUGAAUCCAUGCAUUUCUC